AGCUCAAGAAGAAGGAAGAGGAUAGGACUGUGUUCCCUACUGCAGGGUGAUGGACAGAUAAGACCGCUACGAUGACAGACAACGCCCUCAUUAGCCCCUCCUCCAAGCUGUCCUUCCAGCUGGCAGCCAUCCGCGUGGUCAGCCUGCCCCAUACCCUCUACAACUCCCUCUCACAGGUAAGAAUCUACCAUUGACAAUAUGAGCCAACUCAGUGGCCUUGUGGUUAGUGUCUGCUCUGAAUCUGUUUGUUCAAUCCCCGGUCGAGGGUUGUGGGUUUGAUCCCAGGUCGAGUCAUACCAAAGACUCUAAAAAUGGGACUCGAUGCCUCUGCUCGGCACUCAGCAUUAAGGAGAUGGAUUGUGGGGAAGGCCAUGUGACGGACAAGCGUCCUGUCCAGGGUGUGCACUUGAACAUCAAGCUGCCUCACACUACAAAAACAGGAGAUGGGCUCCUUCCCUAUGUGCCGUUGUUGUGGUUGCAUAAAGGCAUCCGCGUGCUUCCAAGCCGAAACAGUUCGGAAGAGUUUGUGCAUAUAUAAUGACGACUUUUGUUCAUUUUGGACUUUUCAGCUGUUCAGGCACACAUCAAGCCAAAGUUGGGAGCAGAAUCUAGGCCCCUUCGUCGACAGUAGAGAUUCUUCAAAAAGUCUGUCAUUCAACGAGAGACUACUUGUUUUCAUGCAUAUUUAUUCAUUGAGAAAUACUGCACUUGUUUUAUGUUGCGUCUGUGGCAUUAGGUGGUGUGAACUGACGUAGAUAAACCAUUCAUAUUACAUUUUAGUCAUUUAGCAGAAGCUCUUAUCCAGAGCGACUUAGUUAGUGCAUUCAUCUUAAGAUGGCUAGGUGAGACUACCACCUAGCACAGUACUUAGUGAGUAAGGUCGUACUCUACGGAUGUUGUGGAACAUGAACCUGCAGCAGUGAGUCACUGUUUUGACGUUGUCCAGGGUCACGCCAAUGUUCUUUGCACUCUGGGAGGGGUACACAGUGGCGUCAACCGUGAUCGAGAGGUCUUGAAGCGGGCACGCCUUCCUUGGGAGGAAGAGCAGCUCUGUCUUGUUGAGCUUGAGGUGGUGGGCCGACUUCCAAGCUGAGAUAUCUGGCAUGCAGAAAUGCACGUCGUCACCUGAGUUUCGGAAGGGGAAUGAGAAAAGUAGUGUCAUCUACAUAGCAAAGAUAGGAGAGACCAUGAGAGGAUAUGACUGCGGCAGCUGACUUGAUAGAGGAGAGGGCCUAGAACCAAGCCCUGGGGGACCCCAGUAGUAAGGGCACGUGGUGGACACAGAUCCUCUCCACGUCACCUGGUCGGAGCGACCUGUCAGUCCUCUCCACGUCCACCUGGUAGGAGCGACCUGUCAGGUAGGAUGCAAUCCAGGAGUGUGCAGAGCCUGAGACGCCCAGCCCUGAGAGGGUGGACAGGAGGAUCUGGUUGGUUCACGGUGUCAAAGGCAGCAGAUGGAUCUAGGAGGAUGAGAACAGAGGAGUGUCAGCUUUGGCAGUGUGGAUUAAAAAAAAAUAUCAGAACAUCCCACGGAGCACCAUUUUUAAAUCCAUUAUUAAAAAAUUGAAAGAAUAUGACACCCAACAAACCUGCCAAGAGAGGGCCGCCCACCAAAACUCACGGACCAGGCAAGGAGGGCAUUAAUCAGAGAGGCAACAAAGAGACCAAAGAUAACCCUGAAGGAGCUGCAAAGCUCCCCAGCGGAGAUUGGAGUAUCUGUCCAUAGGACCACUUUAAGAUUUACACUCCACAGAGCUGGGCUUUACGGAAGAGUGGCCAGAAAAAGCUGUUUGGUGUUUGCCAAAAGGCAUGUGAGAGACUCCCCAAACAUAUGGAAGAAGGUACUCUGGUCAGGUGAGACUAAAAUUGAGCUUUUUGGCCAUCAAGGAAAACGCUAUGUCUGGCGCAAACCCAACACCUCUCAUCACCCCGAGAACACCAUCUCCGAUGUUUUUCAUCGGCAGGGACUGGGAAACUGGUCAGAAUUGAAGGAAUGAUGAAUGGCGCUAAAUAUGGGGAAAUUCUUGAGGGAAACCUGUUUCAGUCUUCCAGAGAUGUGAGACUGGGACGGAGGUUCACCUUCCAGCAGGACAAUGACCCUAAGCAUACUGCUAAAGCAACACUCGAGUGGUUUAAGGGGAAACAUUUAAAUGUCUUGGAAUGGCCUAGUCAAAGCCCAGACCUCAAUCCAAUUGAGAAUCUCUGGUAUGACUUAAAGAUUGCUGUACACCAGCGGAACCCAUCCAACUUGAAGGAGCUGGAGCAGUUUUGCCUUAAAGAAUGGGCAAAAAUCCCAGUGGCUAGAUGUACCAAGCUUAUAGAGACAUACCCCAAGAGACUUGCAGCUGUAAUUGCUGCAAAAGGUGGCUCUACAAAGUAUUGUCUUUGGUGAAUAGUUAUGCACGCUCAAGUUUUCAGUUUUUAUGUCUUAUUUCUUGUUUGUUUCACAAUAAAAUAUUUAGCAUCUUCAAAGUGGUAGGCAUGUUGUGUAAAUCAAAUGAUACAAACCCCCCAAAAAAUCAAUUUUCCUUCCAGGUUGUAAGGCAACAAAAUAAGAAAAAUGCCAAUGGGGGGGGGGGUGAAUACUUUCGCAAGCCACUGUAGCUGGACAUUGUAAAGUCUGCUUCCUGCCAUCACUGUAAUGGUAAACGUUUUGCAGUAGUCCCUCCCUCCCUGUCUCAGUCCGCUUACUUGUCUUCUGUGCCUAAGGAAUGACUCAUUAUGCACAUUUUUACCGUCCCUCUCUGCAUCUCUCUCUCUCUCUCUCUCUCUCUCUCCUCAUCGCUCGGCUGUCUUUCCUCCCCCAGGUGGUGAGCAUCAGUACAGUCACUAAGAAGGUCGUUGCUGCUACAGCCUUCAGCGCAGUGUGUCUCCUCUUCCUCGCCCGUCACUUCCAGAGGAGGAAAGGCAGGAAGAAGGGAGUCCAGUCCCCAGUCCAGUGGGAGCAGACGGGGACCUUGGAGUUCCUGGACCUGGUAGUCCACCAGGAGAAAGGUAAAGAUGGAGAAAUGUACCUACUUAUACACCUGACCCAGAAUAGGAAGAUGGUUAGUGAAAGUUACGUUUCUCCUUGGGAUCCAGCUAGUUGACUGGAGUGAAGAGACUCAGUUUCCUCUGAUUUUUAAAGUCAUUUAAAUAAGAAGUGGCAAUAGUCAUUUUAAAUAUUGCAUCAUUAAAGAAUUCUAAUGAAACCUGACUGUCGUUUUGCAUGUGUAGAUGCCUACAGUUUCCAGAACUGUAAGAAUAUCUACUCCUGUGGCCUUGUACCCAACGGAGGACCUCACAGCAAGCUGUCUGUGUCACUACAGAGUCUGGCCUCGGUAAGACCACACAGAUAUGAUCCACAGUUGGAAUUUGCUACUGUUUACCAGAAGGGGUCAAUAUUUCCUCAUCAGUCAAUUCAAUAGGAAUUUCUCAGCUGAUGUGGUCGACGAAAGAUUCCAAAUGACUUGGAUUGCUGAAUGUGGUGUUCUUCUAUUGACUGACGGUUUCUUCCACCAGGUAAAUAGUAUGAACUCAUCCUGUACCUGCUGGGAUGAAGAGCACUGUAAUGUAGUCAACAUCCCUGUUACCACGCCUGAAAACCUCUACCUCUUGGGUGAGAACACACGCACACACUGGUCUUGCUUGUGUUGAGGGGGCCUUGCGUUGGUGUGUGUUUUAUAAUUGGGCAGUAAGGUCCUGGGGGGGGGGGGGUAUAUUUAAGCAGUAAGGCCCAGGGUAUAUGGCCAAUAUACCACGUCUAAGGGCUGUUAGGCACGACGUGUACACACACACACACACACACAAGCACACACACACAGAUUAACACACAGACGCACAUAUACCAUAAACCCCAAGGUGCCUUAUUGCUAUUAUAAAAUAGUUACUAACAUAAAUGCAAAAGUAAAAGUAGUAUUUUUUUGCAUUAUACCUGUGGUUAUAAAUGCUGUUUUCAUCCAAUCAGCAUCCAGGACCCGACCUUCCCGGGUUUAUAAUGUGUGUUGUCUGCCAGGUAUGGGGCUGUUUGAGGAGGCUCUGAGGCGGUGGGAGCAGGCCUUAACCUUUAGUGGCAGACCAGGGGAGGAGGAGACAGACUGUGCCUCUGUUCAACCGGAGGCUGGAGACUUCACAGCUGAGGAGAGUGUAGAGGUGAACACACACACUGGGGCUGGAGACGCCAUCAGAGAGGAGAGUGUAGAGGGGAACACUGGGGCUGGAGACGCCAUCAGAGAGGAGAGUGUAGAGGGGAACACACUGGGGCUGGAGACGCCAUCAGAGAGGAGAGUGUAGAGGGGAACACACUGGGGCUGGAGACGCCAUCAGAGAGGAGAGUGUAGAGGGAAACACUGGGGCUGGAGACGCCAUCAGAGAGGAGAGUGUAGAGGGGAAAAGUGUAGAGGGGAACACACUGGGGCUGGAGACGCCAUCAGAGAGGAGAGUGUAGAGGGGAACACACUGGGGCUGGAGACGCCAUCAGAGAGGAGAGUGUAGAGGGGAACACACUGGGGCUGGAGACGCCAUCAGAGAGGAGAGUGUAGAGGGGAACACUGGGGCUGGAGACACCAUCAGAGAGGAGAGUGUAGAGGGGAACACUGGGGCUGGAGACGCCAUCAGAGAGGAGAGUGUAGAGGGGAACACACUGGAGCUGGAGACACCAUCAGAGAGGAGAGUGUAGAGGGGAACACACUGGGGCUGGAGACAUCAUCAGAGAGGAGAGUGUAGAGGGGAACACACUGGGGCUGGAGACGCCAUCAGAGAGGAGAGUGUAGAGGGGAACACACUGGGGCUGGAGACGCCAUCAGAGAGGAGAGUGUAGAGGGAACACUGGGGCUGGAGACACCAUCAGAGAGGAGAGUGUAGAGGGGAACACACUGGGGCUGGAGACGCCAUCAGAGAGGAGAGUGUAGAGGGAACACAACUGGAGCUGGAGACACCAUUCAGAGAGGAGCGUGUGGAUGGGAACAACUGGGGCUGGUAGACGCCAUCAAGAGGAGAAGUGAGUAGCGGGGAAAAAACUGGGGCAUGAGACGCCAUCAGAGAGGAGAUGGGUGAGAGGGGAACAACACUGGGGCUGGGAGACGCCAUCAGAGAGGAGAGUGUAGAGGGGAACCCCUGGGGCUGGAGACGCCAUCAGAGAGGAGAGUGUAGAGGGAACACUGGGGCUGGAGACGCCAUCAGAGAGGAGAGUGUAGAGGGGAACACACUGGGGCUGGAGACGCCAUCAGAGAGGAGAGUGUAGAGGGGAACACACUGGGGAGCGGGAUGACGCCAUCAUCCAGAAGAGGGAGAGUGGGUAGAGGGGAACACACUGGGGCUGGAAGACGCCAUCAGAGAGGAGAGUUGUAAGAGGGGAACACACUGGGAGGCUGGAGACUGCCAUCAGAAGAGAAGAGUGGUAGAGGGGAACACUGGGAGCUGGAGACACCAUCAGAGAGGAGAGUGUAGAGGGGAACACUGGGGCUGGAGACGCCAUCAGAGAGGAGAGUGUAGAGGGGAACACACUGGGCUGGAGACGCCAUCAGAGAGGAGAGUGUAGAGGGGGGGAACACACUGGGCUGGAGACGCCAUAGAGGAGAGUGUAGAGGAACACUGGCUGGAGAACCAAAAGGAGGUGUAGGGGAACACACUGGGGCUGGAGACGCCAUCAGAGAGGAGAGUGUAGAGGGGAACACACUGGGGCUGGAGACGCCAUCAGAGAGGGAGAGUGUAGAGGGGAACACUGGGGCUGGAGACACCAUCAGAGAGGAGAGUGUAGAGGGGAACAACUGGGGCUGGAGACGCCAUCAGAGAGGAGAGUGUAGAGGGAACACACUGGGGCUGGAGACACCAUCAGAGAGGAGAGUGUGGAGGGGAAACACUGGGGCUGGAGACACCAUUAGAGAGGAGAGUGUGAAGGGGAACACUGGGGCUGGAGACGCCAUCAGAGAGGAGAGUGUAGAGGGGAAAUAACUGGGGCUGGAGACGCCAUCAGAGAGGAGAGUGUAGGGGGGGAACACUGGGGCUGGAGACGCCAUCAGAGAGGAGAGUGUAGAGGGGAACACGGGGCUGGAGACGCCCAUAGAGAGGAGAGUGUAGAGGGGAAACACUGGGGUGGAGACACCAUCAGAGAGGAGAGUGUAGAGGGGAACACUGGGGCUGGAGACACCAUCAGAGAGGAGAGUGUAGAGGGGAAACACUGGGGCUGGAGACGCCAUCAGAGAGGAGAGUGUAGGAGGGAACACUGGGGCUGGAGACGCCAUCAGAGAGGAGAGUGUAGAGGGGAACACUGGGGCUGGAGACGCCAUCAGAGAGGAGAGUGUAGAGGGGAACACUGGGGCUGGAGACGCCAUCAGAGAGGAGAGUGUAGAGGGGAACACACUGGGGCUGGAGACGCCAUCAGAGAGGAGAGUGUAGAGGGGAAACACUGGGGCUGGAGACGCCAUCAGAGAGGAGAGUGUAGAGGGGAACACUGGGGCUGGAGACACCAUCAGAGAGGAGAGUGUAGAGGGGAACAACUGGGGCUGGAGACACCAUCAGAGAGGAGAGUGUAGAGGGGAACACACUGGGGCUGGAGAACCCCAUCAGAGAGGAGAGUGUAGAGGGGAACAACUGGGGCUGGAGACGCCAUCAGAGAGGAGAGUGUAGAGGGGAACACUGGGGCUGGAGACGCCAUCAGAGAGGAGAGUGUAGAGGGGAACACUGGGGCUGGAGACACCAUCAGAGAGGAGAGUGUAGAGGGGAACAACGGGGCUGGAGACGCCAUCAGAGAGGAGAGUGUAGAGGGAACACCUGGGGUGGGAGACGCCAUCAGAGAGAAGUGAGAGCUGUGGAGAUGAGUGUAGGGAACACUGGGGCUGGAGACGCCAUCAGAGAGGAGAGUGUAGAGGGGAACACACUGGGGCUGGAGACGCCAUCAGAGAGGAGAGUGUAGAGGGGAACACUGGGGCUGGAGACCUCAAGAGAGAGUGUAAGGGAACUGGCGCAUCAGAGAGGAGAGUGUAGAGGGAACACUGGGGCUGGAGACGCCAUCAGAGAGGAGAGUGUAGAGGGAACACUGGGGCUGGAGAGCACUCAGAGAGGAGAGUGUAGAGGGGAACACACUGGGGCUGGAGACGCCAUCAGAGAGGAGAGUGUAGAGGGGAAAUAACUGGGGCUGGAGACGCCAUCAGAGAGGAGAGUGUAGAGGGGAAAUAACUGGGGCUGGAGACGCCAUCAGAGAGGAGAGUGUAGAGGGAAACACACACUGGGGCUGGAGACGCCAUCAGAGAGGAGAGUGUAGAGGGGAACACUGGGGCUGGAGACGACCAUCAGAGAGGAGAGUGUAGAGGGAAACAACUGGGGCUGGAGACGCCAUCAGAGAGGAGAGUGUAGAGGGGAACACUGGGGCUGGAGACGCCAUCAGAGAGGAGAGUGUAGAGGGGAACACACUGGGGCUGGAGACGCCAUCAGAGAGGAGAGUGUAGAGGGGAACACUGGGGCUGGAGACACCAUCAGAGAGGAGAGUGUAGAGGGGAAACUGGGGCUGGAGACACCAUCAGAGAGGGAGAGUGUAGAGGGGAACACUGGGGCUGGAGACCCAUCAGAGAGGAGAGUGUAGAGGGGAACACUGGGGCGGAGACCCAUCAGAGAGGAGAGUGUAGAGGGGAACACACUGGGCUGGAGACGCCACAGAGAGGAGAGUGUAGGGGGGAACACUGGGGCUGGAGACGCCAAAAAAAAAAAAUCAGAGAGGAGGUGUGAGGGGAACACUGGGCUGGAGACGCCAUCAGAGAGGAGAGUGUAGAGGGAACACUGGGGCGGGAAAACGCCAUCAGAGAGGGAGUUAGAGGGGAACACAUGGGGCGGGAGACCCCUUUAGAGAGGGAGUGUAGAGGGGAACACGGGGCCUGGAGACCCAUAAGAGAGGAGAGUGUAGAGGGAAACACUGGGCUGAGACCCAUCAGAGAGGAGAGUGUAGAGGGGAACAUGGGGCUGGAGACCCAGAAGGAGAGUGAGAGGGGAACACACUGGGCUGGAGACGCCAUCAGAGAGGAGAGUUGUAGGGGAACACUGGGGCUGGAGACCCAUCAGAGAGGAGUGUAGAGGGGAACACCUGGGCUGGAGACCCAUCAGAGAGGAGAGUGUAGGGGGGAACCCCUGGAGCUGGAGACACACAGAGAGAGAGUGUAGGGGGGAAACACUGGAGCUGGAGACCCAUCAGAGGGGAGAGUGUGGGGGGAAACCCAAAACUGGGGCUGGAGACCCAUCAGAGAGGAGAGUGUAGAGGGGAAACACUGGAGCUGGAGACACCUCAGAGAGGAGAGUGUGGGGGGAACCUGGAGCUGGAGACACCAUCAGAGAGGAGAGUUGGAGGGGAACACUGGGCUGGAGACACCAUCAGAGAGGAGAGUGUAGAGGGGAACACUGGAGCUGGAGACACCAUCAGAGAGGAGAGUGUAGAGGGGAACACUGGGGCUGGAGACACCAUCAGAGAGGAGAGUGUGGAGGGGAGAACGUAUCGGUAUGCCAAACAUUUUACAAUCAACUGUAGCUACUUGUGGAAUCUCUAAGUGUAGAAACCCAGCCUAAAACCCCAAACAGCAAGCAAUGCAGAUAUAGAAGCACGGUGGCUAGGAAAAACUCCCUAGAAAGGCAGGAACCUAGGAAGAAUCCUAGAGAGGAACCAGGCUCUGAGGGGUGGCCAGUCCUCUUCUGGCUGUGCCGGGUGGAGAUUAUAAGAGUACAUGGCCAUUAAGGCCAGAUCGUUCUUCAAGACGUUCAAACGUUCAUAGAUGACCAGCAGGGUCAUUCAGAGGUCGAGACAGCAAGUGCGGUAGAGAGAGUCAAAAACAGCCGGUCUGGGACAAGGUAGCACGUCCGGUUAACAGGUCAGGGUUCCAUAGCCGCAGGCAGAAGAGUUGAAACUGGAGCAGCAGCACGACCAGGUGGACUGGGGACAGCCAGGAGUCAUCAGGCCAGGUAGUCCUGAGGCAUGGUCAUAGGGCUCAGGUCCUCUGGGAGGGGAGGGAGGGAGAGAGAGAGAGAGAGAGAGAAUUAGAGGGAGCAUGUCUGGUGUCUCUCUCUGUCUGGUGUCUCUCUAUGUCUGGUGUCUCUCUAUGUCUGGUGUCUCUCUCUGUCUGGUGCCUCUCUCUGUCUGGUGUCUCUCUCUGUCUGGUGUCUCUCUCUGUCUGGUGUCUCUCUCUGUCUGGUGUCUCUCUCUGUCUGGUGUCUCUCUCUGUCUGGUGUCUCUCUCUGUCUGGUGUCUCUCUCUGUCUGGUGUCUCUCUCUGUCUGGUGUCUCUCUCUAUGUCUGGUGUCUCUAUGUCUGGUGUCUCUCUCUGUCUGGUGUCUCUCUCUGUCUGGUGUCUCUCUCUGUCUGGUGUCUCUCUCUGUCUGGUGUCUCUCUCUGUCUGGUGUCUCUCUGUCUGGUGUCUCUCUAUGUCUGGUGUCUCUUCUAUGUCUGGUGUCUCUCUCUGUCUGGUGUCUCUCUCUGUCUGGUGUCUCUCUCUGUCUGGUGUCUCUCGCUGUCUGGUGUCUCUCGCUGUCUGGUGUCUCUCGCUGUCUGGUGUCUCUCUCUGUCUGGUGUCUCUCUAUGUCUGGUGUCUCUCUAUGUCUGGUGUCUCUCUCUGUCUGGUGUCUCUCUCUGUCUGGUGUCUCUCUCUGUCUGGUGUCUGGUGUCUCUAUGUCUGGUGUCUCUCUCUGUCUGGUGUCUCUCUCUGUCUGGUGUCUCUCUGUCUGGUGUCUCUCUAUGUCUGGUGUCUCUCUCUGUCUGGUGUCUCUCUCUCUCGGUCUCUCUCUCUGUCUGGUCUUGGGGUUGGCUGGGGUCCGUUUGUGUAUGUAGCUAGAAUAUGUGUCUAGUAGGGUGUGUAUGUAUGGGAGUGCAGUAUGUACUGUGUGUGCAUAAAGUUGUGUUCUUGUAACAUCUUUGAUAUCUGUGUCUUCCUGGUCAGGACCUUAUCAGUGCAGAGUUUAUCCAUAAGAUGGAGUGUCUCCUCCAGAGAGCGUACAGACUACAGGAGGAGUUUGAAGGAGCUUUGAGCAUUCCGGAACCUUCCUCACACAGCGGCAGCCACGGUGAGACCGCUCACACAGCCAGACACACACACACACACACACACACACACAGCCAGACACACACACACACACACACACACACACACACACACACACACACACACAGCCAGCCAGACACACACACACACACACACACACACACACACACACACACAGCCACACACACACACACACACACACACACAGCCAGACACACACACACACACACACACAGCCAGACACACACACACACACACACACAGCCAGACACACACACAGCCAGACACACACGGAAAGGGACAUACACACACACAGCCAGACACACACACACACACACACACACACACACACAGCCAGACACACACACACACACACACACACAGCCAGACACACCACACACCACACACACACACAACACACACACACACCACGCCAGACACACACACACACACACACAGCCAGACACACACACACAGCCAGACACACACACACACACAGCCAGACACACAGCCAGACACACACGGAAAGGGACACACACACACACACACACACACACACUCACACAGGGAUAUAAACUCACUCCGUCACACACACAUAUACACACACACACACAGGGAUAUAAACUCACUCCGUCACACACACACACUCAAACCGUACUCACACACACAGAGGAUAUUUUCCAUGACGUGAUAGUUCUGGUGUGAGCAACUCCGAAGCGCUCUGUGCGACGUGCAGUUCAGUACGCUGCUUCCACAUUCUACUGAUGUGAACUCUUCAUCAAACCCUGCUAGUCAUCUGUCUCCACAUGGCCCCACUGGUCAGUAAACCCUACAGGCUCAUCUGGAACCAGGCCAAAGUACUACUGUUACACACUUAUUGACGAGUUGACAAGACGUGAUUUAUGCAUCUGUGUUGUCUCCAUAGAGAUGCAUUAAAGAGGCAAUCUCCAGUUCAAACAGUAACAAAGCUUUCACCCCACUGUUUUUUUUUGGUAAAACAGCUGAGGCUAGAGAAAUGUAACCGCUCUCAAAUUCAUAGACAAGAGCUAUGGAUGCAAUGACUGACCGUCCAUGACAUCAACGUUAUAGUUUCAACCAUUUUGUUUCAGAUAAGACUCCAGUGUCGUGUAGAGAUUUAUGAUGAUGAUUUUUAGUGUGUAGUAGCGUGGUUCUAUAGCGUGUUUAAAAAAUAUUUAGUUUCAGACUCCAGUGUCGUGUAGAGGUGAUGGGGUAGAAGUGGCCAAUGUUCCCUCUAAUGUUUUGGGGCACUGAGCAAAUUUGAGGUCUUGUGAGUGGAACUUUUUUGUUCAACUUCCAGCACGUGUUUCCACUGAGGCUGUACCCUGACAGUUUUAGACAUUAGCCAACAGGCUGUACCCUGACAGUUUUAGACAGCCACAAUAGACUAUAGGCUACUAUCUGAGCAUAAUGUAGGCCUACCUACAAAACCAAUGGAGCGAAUCCCAUAACAUUUACACAUGGAAAUAGCUUUUGAUGUGUCUAUGAUAUAGCCUACAGCAGCCUAUAGGUGGUGUUCAAUGCAGGCCUACAUUGCAUGACCCUUUUUAAAAACGUGUGGUCCUCUGAUUGGUCCUCUGUAGCUCAGCUGGUAGAGCACGGCACUUGGUCCUCUGUAGCUCAGCUGGUAGAGCACGGCACUUGGUCCUCUGUAGCUCAGCUGGUAGAGCACGGCACUUGGUCCUCUGUAGCUCAGCUGGUAGAGCACGGCGCUUGGUCCUCUGUAGCUCAGCUGGUAGAGCACGGCACUUGGUCCUCUGUAGCUCAGCUGGUAGAGCACGGCACUUGGUCCUCUGUAGCUCAGCUGGUAGAGCACGGCACUUGGUCCUCUGUAGCUCAGCUGGUAGAGCACGGCGCUUGGUCCUCUGGAGCUCAGCUGGUAGAGCACGGCACUUGGUCCUCUGUAGCUCAGCUGGUAGAGCACGGCGCUUGGUCCUCUGUAGCUCAGCUGGUAGAGCACGGCGCUUGUAACGCCAAGGUAGUGGGUUCGAUCCCCCGGGACCACCCAUACACAACAAAAAUGUAUGCACACAUGACUGUAAGUCACUUUGGAUAAAAGCGUCUGCUAAAUGGCUUAUUAUUAUUAUUAUUAUUAUUUUACAUUAUGUAGCUUGACAUGAAUCAAUUCUUUUUUUACUUGGCCUGUAACACAAUGGGCCAAAUAGGUGACUGUAAAUUGUGUUGUAUGAUGGUGCAAGAAACUACUUUACAAAGAGUUGCAAAGACAAUGUAGGCUAUUCCUCUGCAUAUUCAAGCCUGUCUCAAAAUUCAACACUGCCCCUUUUUAAUUAAGACACAAGCUUUUUUUUACCUGACUGGCUUUUCAAAGACAGCUUGAAAUGUAGCCUUCACGUUUUGUGCUCUUGUAGGAAGCAGUAUCUAACUCCCCAUUGCUGACCUAUACUUAUCUAUAACUGGGCUAAUAACUCGCUAACUAGCAAAAAAAAUAUCAAAAGAUGUUCAUGUGCGGCUCUGAUCUGAACUAAUCACUCGCGGGUGAUUUGAAAGACCCCUCGUGGGCUACCCCGUUGCGCUCUGGCUCUGCCUACAACAUCAGACUCAGUUUUACAAAAGUUUUUAGAUUUGUUUUGGUUUGUUGCAUUGAAAAGGGGCUGAUUCGAUCACAGAAAAAACGUUGAUCUAUAUAGUGCGAACUCGGUGAAGUUCAAUCUCUUGCAUCUCUGCGCAUCAUGGCAUUUCUUCAGAGCGCCAGUCCUGGAGGAAGUGCGCGGCCGUGCACGUGUGCAGUUUAAAGGAUGAGCCAUGACCAAUGUUCCCUCUAUACAGCGCAUUCGGAACGUAUUCAGACCCCUUUUUCCACGUUACAGGCUUAUUCUAAACUUGAUUAAACAUUUUUUUUAAAUAAUAAUCUCAAUCAACACACAAUACCCCAAAAUGUCAAAGGAAAAACUGGUGUUUUAGACAUUUUUGCAAAUGUAUAAAAAAGAAAAGGAAAAAAUUGAAAUACAUUUACAUAAGUAUUCAGACCCUUUACUCAGUACUCUUUUGAAGCACCUUUGGCAGCGAUUACAGCAUCGAGUCUUCUAUGACCCUACAAGCUUGGCACACCUUUAUUUGGGGAGUUUCUCCCAUUCUUCUCUGCAGUUCCUCUCAAGGUCUGUCAGGUUGGAUGGGGAGCGUCGCUGCACAGCUAUUUUCAGGUCUCUCCAGAUAUGUUCGAUCGGGUUCAAGUCCGGGCUCUGGCUGGGCCACUCAAGGACAUUCAGAGAAUUGUCCCGAAGCCACUCCUGCGUUGUCUUGGCUGUGUGCUUAGGGUCGUUGUCCUGUUAGAAGGUGAACCUUCGCCCCAGUCUGAGGUCCUGAGCGCUCUGGAGCAGGUUUUUCAUCAAGGAUCUCUCUACUUUGCUCUGUUCAUCUUUCCCUCGAUCCUGACUAGUCUCCCAAUCCCUGCCGCUGAAAAACAUCCCCACAGCAUGAUGCUGCCACCACCAUGCUUCACCGUAGGGAUGGUGCCAGAUUUUCUCCAGACGUGACACUUGGCAUUCAGGCCAAAGAGUUCAAUCGUGGUUUCAUCAGACCAGAGAAUCUUGUUUCUCAUGGUCAGAGUCCUUUAGGUGCCUUUUGGCAAACUCCAAGUGGGCUGUCAUGUGCCUUUUACUGAGGAGUGGCUUCCGUCUGGCCACUCUACCAUAAAGGCCUGAUUGGUGGAGUGCUGCAGAGAUGGUUGUCCUUCUGGAAGGUUCUCCCAUCUCCACAGAGGAACUCUGGAACGCUCUCAGAGUGACCAUCGGGUUCUUGGUCACCUCCCUGACCAAGGCCCUUCUCCCCCGAUUGCUCAGUUUGGCCGGGCGGCCAGCUCGAGGAAGAGUCUUGGUGGUUCCAAACUACUUCCAUUUAAUGGAGGCCACUGUGUUCUUGGGGACCUUCAAUGCUUCAGAAAAUGUUUUGGUACCCUUCCCCAGAUCUGGGCCUCGACACAAUCCUGUCUCAGAGCUCUACGGACAAUUCCUUCGACCUCAUGGCUUGGUUUUUUCUCUGACAUGCACUGUCAACUGUGGGACCUUAUAUAGACAGGUGUGUCCCUUUCUAAAUCAUGUCCAAUCAAUUGAAUUUACCACAGGUGUACUCAAUCAAGUUGUAGAAACAUCUCAAGGAUGAUCAAUGGAAACAAGAUCCACCAGAGCUCAAUUUCGAGUCUCAUAGCAAAGGGUCUGAAAACGUAUGUAAAUAAGGUUGAUAUAAUUAUUUUAUUUUUUUAUGUAUUUUUUUAUAAAUUUGCAAACAUUUCUAAAAUCCUGCUUUCGCUUUGUCGUUAUGGGGUAUUAUGUGUACAUUGAGGACAUUUUUAUUUAUUUAAUAUAUUUUAGAUUAAGGCUGUAUCGUAACAAAAAUGUGGAAAAGGGUAGGGGUCUGAAUACUUUGUUUUACAUUUCUAGAUUAUUGUUUUUUAAAAUUAUUAUUUGUGUACUUGUUUGACAUUAUACUGCAUUGUUAGGAGCUAGUAACAUAAGCAUUUCGCUGCACUCUCUAUAACAUCUGCUAAACUGUGUACGCGACCAAUAGACUUGUAUUUUGUUUCAGGUAAGACUCCGGUGUUUUGUAGCGACGAUCUGGAUGAUGAGGUGUCCUGUCUCAGAGACUCCAUCAGCAUCGCCUCCAACGACUCCUUUGUGUCUGCUGCAGAGGUAAGACUCCCCUCACACCGUAUAGUGCUGGCAUUACAUUACCAGGCUGGCUCAGUCCAGUCUAUAUAUAUAUAUAUUAAUGUGUUUAUUAUUUUCUAAUAAAAAAAAGACAGAUGGAAACAUUGUAGUGUUGAAUGGCAACUUUAGAGGACAAAACUUAACAUACAAAAAUAAAAUAAACAAUCCUAUUAGGUGGUACAUCUAUUAUAAGACGGCAUAUAGUCAUUACAAGCAGUUAAACCAAAAAUCCAUAUUGAAUGGAGACUACAGCACAGCGUGGCAGCAGAUCACAGCGUGGCAGCAGAGCACAGCGUGGCAGCAGAGCACAGCGUGGCAGCAGAGCACAGCGUGGCAGCAGAGCACAGCGUGGCAGCAGAGCACAGCGUGGCAGCAGAUCAUCAACCCAGUUAUGGAGAGACCAUUUAUCUAUUAUCGUCUGCCAUAUUUUGUAAAAACAUUUUACUUCUAUUGGAGGUAUUGUAUCCAAUCUUUUCCGAUAUGCAUUGCAUUACAUUCCCUAAAUCCUGUAACCACAUUUCAAAGGUAGGUACGGUCUCCGAUUUCUAACAUUUCAACAUGAGGCUUUUUGGCUAAAAGAGGACAAAGAGAGACAGCAGAGAGAACUUCCUGGUUAUUCCCAUCAACUGUACCAAACAGAGAGACAGCAGAGAGAACUUCCUGGUUAUUCCCAUCAACUGUACCAAACCGAGAGACAGCAGAGAGAACUUCUUGGUUAUUCCCAUCAACUGUACCAAACAGAGAGACAGCAGAGAGAACUUCCUGGUUAUUCCCAUCAACUGUACCAAACAGAGAGACAGCAGAGAGAACUUCCUGGUUAUUUCCAUCAACUGUACCAAACAGAGAGACAGCAGAGAGAACUUCCUGGUUAUUCCCAUCAACUGUACCAAACAGAGAGACAGCAGAGAGAACUUCCUGGUUAUUUCCAUCAACUGUACCAAACAGAGAGACAGCAGAGAGAACUUCCUGGUUAUUCCCAUCAACUGUACUAAACAGAGAGACAGCAGAGAGAACUUCCUGGUUAUUCCCAUCAACUGUACCAAACAGAGAGAACUUCCUGGUUAUUCCCAUCAACUGUACCAAACAGAGCGAUCAAUGGGUCUGGGGCUUUAUCAAAGGCUUUAGAUAAGUCAUCAAAAAGGAGAGCCCAGUAAGCAUGUAACUUAGGUCAUGUCCAAAAUAAGUGGGUCAAAGUCCCCUCAUCCUGCUGGCACCUCACACAGUGGUGAGGUAUCUGGGAAUAUUUUAUGCAGUUUAACCUUUGAGUAAUGUAACCUGUGUAUCACCUUACACGGAAAAAUGUUGUGUCUGGCAUUCACUGAACUGUGGUUUAUAUUCCUGAGAGCUUCUACCAACUUCUCAACUGAUAUUUCUGAACCAAGUUGCUGCUCUCAAGCCUUUUUAAUAGUGUCUGUGGAUACCUCUGGACCUGUAGCACAUCCUAAAGUCUAGAGACCGACCCUUUUGAAUAGGACAUUUCCACCAGAGCUGUUGCCAGAGAAUUAAAUGCUCAUUUCUCUACCAUAAGCCACCUCCAACGUUGUUUUAGGGAUUUUGGCAGUAUGUCCAACCUGCUUCACAACCGCAGACCACGUGUAACCACGCCAGCCCAGGACCUCCACAUCCGGCUUCUUCACCUGCAGGACCAUCUGAGACCAGCCACCCGGACAGCUGAUGAAACUGUGGGUUUGCACAACCGAAGAAUGUCUACACAAACUAUCAGAAACCGUCUCAGGGAAGCUCAUCUGCGUGUUCGUCGUCCUCACCAGGGUCUUGACCUGCCUGUAGUUCGGCGUCGUAACCGACUUCAGUGGGCAAAUGCUCACCUUCAAUAGCCACUGGCACGCUGGAGAAGUGUGCUCUUCAUGGAUGAAUCCCGGUUUCAACUGUACCGGGCAGAUGGCAGACAGUGUGUAUGGCGUCGUGUGGGCGAGCGGUUUGCUGAUGUCAACGUUGUGAACAGAGUGCCCCAUGGUGGCGGUGGGGUUAUGGUAUAGGCAGGCAUAAGCUACGGACAACGGUCACACUUUGCAUUUUCUCAAUGGCAAUUUGAAUGCACGAGAUCCUGAGGCCCAUUGUCGUGCCAUUCAUCCGCCGCCAUCACCUCAUGUUUCAGCAUGAUAAUGCACGACCCCAUGUUGAAAGGAUCUGUACACAAUUCCUGGAAACUGAAAAUCUAUUCAGACCCUUUGCUAUGAGACUCGAAAUUGAGCUCAGGUGCAUCCUGUUUUCAUUGAUCAUCCUUGAUGUUUCUACAACUUGAUUGGAGUCCACCUGUGGUAAAUCAAUUGAUUGGACAUGAUUUGGAAAGGCACACACCUGUCUAUAUAAGGUCCCACAGUUGACAGUGCAUGUCAGAGCAAAAACCAAGCCAUGAGGUCAAAGGAAUUCAAAUCAAAUCACAUUUUAUUUGUCACAUACACGUGUUUAGCAGAUGUUAUUGCAGGUGUAGCGAAAUGCUUGUGCUUCUAGCUCCGACAGUGCAGUAAUAUCUAACAAUUUCACAACAUAUACCCAAUACACACACAUCUAUUAAGGAAUGGAAUUUAAGAAUAUAUACAUAUAUGGACAAGCAAUGACAGAGCGGCAUGGACUAAGAUACAGUGGAAUAUUAUAGAAUAGAAUGCAGUAUAUACAUAUGAGAUGAGUAGUGCAAGAUAUGGAAACAUUAUUAAAGUGACUAGUGUUCCAUUUCUUAAAGUGGCCAGUGAUUUCAAUAGGCAGCAGCAGCCUCUAAUGUGCUAGUGAUGGCUAUUUAACAGUCUGAUGGCCUUGAGAUAGAAGCUGUUUUUCAUUCUCUCGGUCCCAGCUUUGACGCACCUGUACUGACCUCGCCUUCUGGAUGAUAGCGGGGUGAACAGGCAGUGACUCGGUUGGUUGAUGUCCUUGAUUAUCUUUUUGGCCUUCCUGUGACAUUGUGUGCUGUAGGUGUCUUGGAGGGCGGGUAGUUUGCUUCCGGUAAUGUUGGGCAGACCGCACCACCCUCUGGAGAGCCCUGCAGUUGCCAUACCAGGCGGUGAUACAGCCCGACAGGAUGCUCUCAAUUGUGCAUCUGUAAAAGUUUGUGAGGGUUUUAGGUGCCAAGACAAAUUUAUUCAGCCUCCUGAGGUUGAAGAGGCUCUGUUGGGCCUCCUUCACCACACUGUAUGCGUGGGUGGACCAUUUCAGUUUGUCAGUGUUGUGUACGCCAAGGAACUUGAAGCUUUCCACCUUCUCCACUGCGGUCCCGUCGAUGUGGAUAGGGGGGUGCACCCUCUGCCGUUUCCUGAAGUCCACGAUCUUCUCCUUUGUUUUGUUGACGUUGAGUGAGAGGUUAUUUUCCUGGCACCACACUCCCAGAGCCCUCACCUCCUCCCUGUAGGCGGUCUCGUCAUUGUUGGUAAUCAAGCCUACUACUGUUGUGUCAUCUGCAAACUUGAUGAUUGAGUUGGAGGCGUGCUUGGCCACGCAGUCAUGGGUGAACAGAGAGUACAGGAGGGGGCUGAGCACGCACCCUUGUGGGGCCCCAGUGUUGAGGAUCAGCGUAGUGGAGGUAUUGUUUCUUACCUUCACCACCUGGGGGCGGCCCGUCAGGAAGUCCAGGACCCAGUUGCACAGGGCGGGGUUCAGACCCAGGGCCUCAAGCUUAAUGAUGAGCUUGGAGGGUACUAUGGUGUUGAAUGCUGAGCUGUAGUCAAUGAACAGCAUUCUUACAUAGGUAUUCCUCUUGUCCAGAUGGGAUAGGGCAGUGUACAGUGUGAUGGCGAUUGCAUCGUCUGUGGAUCUAUUGGGGCGGUAAGGAAAUUGAAGUGGGUCUAGGGUGACAGGUAAGGUAGAGGAGAUAUGAUCCUUGACCAGAAUAGAACAGAACAACAGCAAAGGACCUUGUGAAGAUGCUGGAGGAAACAGGUACAAAAGUAUCUAUAUCCACAGUAAAACGAGUCCUAUAUCGACAUAACCUGAAAGGCCGCUCAGCAAGGAAGAAGCCACUGCUCCAAAACCGCCAUAAAGCCAGACUACGGUUUGCAACUGCACAUGGGGACAAAGAUCGUACUUUUUGGAGAAAUGUCCUCUGGUCUGAUGAAACAAAAAUAGAACUGUUUGGCCAUAAUGACCAUCUUUAUGUUUGGAGGAAAAAGGAGGUGGCUUGCAAGCCGACGAACACCAUCCCAACCGUGAAGCACGGGGUGGCAGCAUCAUGCUGUGGGGGUGCUUUGAUGCAGGAGGGACUGGUGCACUUCACAAAAUAGAUGGCAUCAUGAGGAAGGAGAAUUAUGUGGAUAUGUUGAAGCAAUGUCUCAAGACAUCAGUCAGGAAGUUAAAGCUUGGUCGCAAAUGGGUCUUCCAAAUGGACAAUGACCCCAAGCAUACUUCCAGAGUUGUGGCAAAAUGGCUUAAGGACAACAAAGUCAAGGUAUUGGAGUGGCCAUCACAAAGCUCUGACCUCAAUCCUAUAGAACAUUUGUGGGCAGAACUGAUAAAUGGUGUGUGAGCAAGGAGGCCUACAAACCUGACUCAGUUACACCAGCUCUGUCAGGAGGAAUGGGCCAAAAUUCACCCAACUUAUUGUGGGAAGCUUGUGGAAGGCUACCCGAAACGUUUGACCCAAGUUAAACAAUUUAAAGGCAAUGCUACCAAAUACUAAUUGAGUGUAUGUAAACUUCUGACCCACUGGGAAUGUGACGAAAGAAAUAAAAGCUGAAAUAAAUCAUUCUCUCUACUAUUAUUCUGACAUUUCACAUUCUUAAAAUAAAAAAAAGUGGUGAUCCUAACUGACCUACCAGUCAAACGUUUGGACACACCUACUCAUUCAAGGGUUUUUAUUUUCACUCUUUUCUACAUUGUAGAAUAAUAGUGAAGACAUCAAAACUAUUAAAUAACACAUAUGGAAUCAUGAAGUAAUCAAAAAAGUCUUCAACAAAUCAAAAUAUAUUUGAGAUUCUUCAAUAGCCACCCUUUGCCUUGACGACAGCUUUGCACACUCUUGGCAUUCUCUCAACCAGCUUCACCUGGAAUGCUUUUCCAACAGUCUUGAAGGAGUUCCCACAUAUGCUGAGCACUUGUUGGCUGCUUUUCCUUCACUCUGUGGUCCGACUCAUCCUAAACCAUCUCAAUUUGGUUGAGGUCGAGGGAUUGUGGAGGCCAGGUCAUCUGAUGCAGCACUCCAUCACUCUCCUUCUUGGUAAAAUAGCUCUUACACAGCCUGGAGGUGUGUUGGAUCAUUGUCUUGUUGAAAAACAAAUGAUAGUCCCACUAAGCGUAAACCAGAUGGGAUGGCGUAUCGCCUUGAAUUCUAAAUAAAUCACAGACCGUGUCACCAGCAAAGCACCCCCACACCAUAACACCACCUCCUCCAUGCUUUUCGGUGGGAAAUACACAUGCGAAGAUCAUCCGUUCACCCACACCACGUCUCACAAAGCCACGGCGGUUGGAACCAAAAAUCUCAAAUUUGGACUCAUCAGACCAAAGGACAGAUUUCCACCGGUCUGAUGUCCAUUGCUUGUGUUUCUUGGCCCAAGCAAGUCUCCUCUUCUUAUUGGUGUCCAUUUUAGUAGUGGUUUCUUUGCAGCAAUUUGACCAUGAAGGCCUGAUUCACUCAGUCUCCUCUGAACAGUUGAUGUUAAGAUGUGUCUGUUACUUGAACUCUGAAGCAUUUAUUUGGGCUGCAAUUUCUGAGGCUGGUAACUCUAAUGAAUUUAUCCUCUGCAGCAGAGGUAACUCUGGGUCUUCCUUUCCUGUGGCGGUCCUCAUGAUAGCCAGUUUCAUCAUAGCACUUGAUGGUUUUGCGACUGCACUUGAAGACAUUUUCAAAGUUCUUGAAAUGUUCCGUAUUGACUGACCUUCAUGUUUUAAAGUAAUGGACUGUUUUUCUUUGCUUAUUUGAGCUGUUCUUGCCAUAAUAUGGACUUGGUAUUUUACCAAAUAGGGAUAUCUUCUGUAUACCACCCCAACUUGUCACAACACAACUGAUUGGCUCAAACACAUUAAAAAAAAAGUAUUCAUCAAAACACUGCACCAACCGCCACUGCCAGACACAUCAAAGAUAGUCUUCCUUCUGAACUGAGCUGCAGGGCGGGAAUGAAACUGGUCAGGGAGGUUACAUAAGGUCAUUGGUCUGUGAUGGUAGAAAACUGAGAAUGGAUCAACAACAUUGUAGUGACUCCACAAUAAUAAGUGAAAAUAAUACAAAUAUACAGAAUCUUGUAUGCAACAAGGCACUAAAGUAAACUUUUUUGGGGGCCUAAAUACGCAAAGCCUAAUGUUUAGGGCAAAUCCAACACGUCACUGAAUAACUGCCUCCUUAUUUUCAAACAUGGUGGUGGCUGCAUCAUGUUAUGGGUAUGCUUGACAUCGGCAAAUGCUAGGGAGUUUUUCAGGAUAAAAAUAAACGGGAUGGAGCUAAGCACAGGAAAAAUCCUAGAGGAAAACCUGCUUCAGUCUGCUGUCCACCAGACACUGGGAGACAAAUUCACCUUUCAGCAGGACAAUCACCUAAAAUACAAAACCAAAUAUACAAUGGAGUUGCUUACCAAGAAUACAGUGAAUGUUGGCAAAGUUAAAUUUGACUUCAUUGCUGUCUAAUCAUGAUCCCCAAAAUCUUGACGGGGCUUUUUGAAAAGACGAAUGGGCAAAUAUUGUAAUAUAUAUAUAUAUAUAUAUAUAUAUAUAUAUAUAUAUAUAUAUAUAUAUAUAUAUAUAUAUAUAUAUAUAUAUAUAUAUAUAUUAUACAAUAUUUGCCCAUUCGUCUUUUCAAAAAGAUUCAAGAUUCACUGUAUUCUAUAUAUAUACACUGCUCAAAAAAAUAAAGGGAACACUUAAACAACACAAUGUAACUCCAAGUCAAUCACACUUCUGUGAAAUCAAACUGUCCACUUAGGAAGCAACACUGAUUGACAAUAAAUGUAACAUGCUGUUGUGCAAAUGGAAUAGACAACAGGUGGAAAUUAUAGGCAAUUAGCAAGACACCCCCAAUAAAGGACUGGUUCUGCAGGUGGUGACCACAGACCACUUCUCAGUUCCUAUGCUUCCUGGCUGAUGUUUUGGUCACUUUUGAAUGCUGGGACAUCAUGUCUCGCUCCAUCCACCAACGCCACGUUGCACCACAGUCUGUCCAGGAGUUGGCGGACGCUUUAGUCCAGGUCUGGGAGGAGAUCCCUCAGGAGACCAUCCGCCACCUCAUCAGGAGCAUGCCCAGGCGUUGUAGGGAGGUCAUACAGGCACAUGGAGGCCACACACACUACUGAGCCUCAUUUUGACUUGUUUUAAGGACAUUACAUCAAAGUUGGAUCAGCUUGUAGUGUAGUUUUCCACUUUAAUUUUGAGGGUGACUCCAAAUCCAGACCUCCAUGGGUUGAUCAAUUUGAUUUCCAUUGAUAAUUUUUGUGUGAUUUUGUUGUCAGCACAUUCAACUAUGUAAAGAAAAAAGUAUUUAAUAAGAUUAUUUCAUUCAUUCAGAUCUAGGAUGUGUUAUUUUAGUGUUCCCUUAUUUUUUUGAGCAGUGUAUAAUAAUCCAGGUGUGCAAUGCUCUUGGAGACUUGCCCAAGAAGACGCAGCUGAAAUCGAUGGCAAAGGUGUUUCUAACAUGUAUUGACUCAGGGAGCUGAAUACUGACGCAACGACUAUAUUUUAGUUAUUUAAUUUCUAUUCAUCUUCUUUUUUUUUUUGGUGACAAUUUUUCUUCCACUUUGACCACAGCAUUUUGUGUAGAUUGUUGACAAAAUAACAAUUUAAAUUUAACUUUAAUCCCACUUUGUAACGCAAUAAAAUGUGACAAAAUCAAAAGGGGUCUGAAUACUUUUCAAAGGCGCUGUAUAAUCUCUCUCUUGUCAGCACAGGGAGCUGCGACUGCCUACAUAUCCUGGGGUGUCGGUGCCACUAACCCUUGUAACCCACAUGUAUAGUUAUUAACCAUAUGUUCUCUGUUGUCCGAGCAGCACAGGGAGCGGUGUAGUGCCUAUGUCUAUAGUUAUUAACCAUAUGUUCUCUGUUGUCCGAGCAGCACGGGGAGCGGUGUAGUGCCUAUGUCUAUAGUUAUUAACCAUAUGUUCUCUGUUGUCCGAGCAGCACGGGGAGCGGUGUAGUGCCUAUGUCUAUAGUUAUUAACCAUAUGUUCUCUGUUGUCCGAGCAGCACAGGGAGCGGUGUAGUGCCUAUGUCUAUAGUUAUUAACCAUAUGUUCUCUGUUGUCCGAGCAGCACGGGGAGCGGUGCAGUGCCUAUGUCUAUAGUUAUUAACCAUAUGUUCUCUGUUGUCCGAGCAGCACAGGGAGCGGUGCAGUGCCUAUGUCUAUAGUUAUUAACCAUAUGUUCUCUGUUGUCCGAGCAGCACAGGGAGCGGUGUAGUGCCUAUGUCUAUAGUUAUUAACCAUAUGUUCUCUGUUGUCCGAGCAGCACAGGGAGCGGUGUAGUGCCUAUGUCCUGGGGUCUUGUAUAGUUAUGAACCCCUUCUAUGAGGAGGCCGUACAGUUGGCUGAGGAGGGAGAGAUCUCCUGCAGAGUGCACAGGUGAGACGGAGAGGCUACUGUUCUCUCUCUUCUUAUAGUUCCUAUGAUUUAUUUAUUUAUUUUAAUUUGAGCUGCACCUUGUCUCUCCUGUUGGUUGAUGAUGUGGUGUCGUCUCACUUCUAAUGUUUUGUCUCCUGUUAAAUGAAAAUUCCACCCAAAAACUAUAUUUUUGGUAUUUAUUUCAUUAGUCCAUUGUUGACAUAGUCCCAAAAUGUUUUGUUUUGUCAGAAAGAUAUGUAACUUGGAAUUCAAAAUACAGAAAUCAUCCCCGUAUGAUGCAUUUUGCGUCAUAUGAUGCCGCAUCAUUAUAAGGGGAUGAUUUCUGUAUUUUUAAAGUAACAUAUCUUAACUUCAUUGCUGACAAGCAAAACAUUUUGGGACUAUGCCAACAAUGGGACUAAUGAAACAUACCAAAAGAUAGUUUUUGGGUGGAGUUUUCCUUUAAGUGACUCCUAAUAAUGUUUAUUGCCUCCUGGUCAGUGUUGACUCCUAGUAAUGUUUAUUGCCUCCUGGUCAGUGUUGACUCCUAUUAAUGUGUUAUUGCCUCCUUGGGUCAGUGUUUUUGCUCUAUGUUGACUCCUAGUAAUGUUUAUUGUCUCCUGGUCAGUGUUUUUGACUCCUAGUAAUGUUUGUCUCCUGGUCAGUGUGACUCCUAGUACUAAUGUUUGUCUCCUGGUCAGUGUUGACUCCUAGUGUAAUGUUUAUUGUCUUCCUGGUCAGUGUGACUCCUAGUAAUGUUUAUUUCCCCUGGUCAGUGUUGACUCCUAGUAAUGUUUAUUGCCUCCUGGUCAGUGUUGACUCCUAGUAAUGAUUGUCUCCUGGUCAGUGUUGACUCCUAGUAAUGUGUAUUUCCCCCUGGUCAGUGUUGACUCCUAGUAAUGUUUAUUUCCUCCUGGUCAGUGUUGACUCCUAGUAAAGUUUAUUGUCUCCUGGUCAGUGUUGACUCCUAGUAAUGUUUAUUUCCCCCUGGUCAGUGUUGGACUCCUAGUAAUGUUUGUCUCUGGUCAGUGUGACUCCUAGUAAUGUUUAUUGUCUCCUGGUCAGUGUUGACUCCUAGUAAUGUUUAUUUCCCCCUGGUCAGUGUUGACUCCUAGUAAUGUUUAUUUCCCCCUGGUCAGUGUUGACUCCUAGUAAUGUUUAUUGUCUCCUGGUCAGUGUUGACUCCUAGUAAUGUUUAUUUCCCCCUGGUCAGUGUUGACUCCUAGUAAUGUUUGUCUCCUGGUCAGUGUUGACUCCUAGUAAUGUUUAUUGUCUCCUGGUCAGUGUUGACUCCUAGUAAUGUGUAUUGUCUCCUGGUCAGUGUUGACUCCUAGUAAUGUUUAUUGUCUCCUGGUCAGUGUUGACUCCUAGUAAUGUUUAUUGCCUCCUGGUCAGUGUUGACUCCUAGUAAUGUUUAUUGUCUCCUGGUCAGGUUGACUCCUAGUAAGUUUAUUUCCCCCUGGUCAGUGUUGACUCCUAGUAAUGUUUUAUGGUCUCCUGUUGACUCUAGUACUGUUUUAUUGUCUCCUGGUCAGUGUUUGACUCCUAGUAAUGUUUAUUUCCCCUGGUCAGUGUUGACAUCCUAGUAAUGUUUAUUGUCUCCUGGUCAGUGUUGACUCCUAGUAAUGUUUAUUGUCUCCUGGUCAGUGUUGACUCCUAGUAAUGUUUGUCUCCUGGUCAGUGUUGACUCCUAGUAAUGUUUAUUGUCUCCUGGUCAGUGUUGACUCCUAGUAAUGUUUAUUGCCUCCUGGUCAGUGUUGACUCCUAGUAAUGUCUGUGACUAUAAUUCCUUGUUUUCUUGUUUUUUUCCAGGACUGAGCUGCUGCAGUGUCUUGGGGACACCGACUUCCUGGCCAAGUUACACUGCGUGCGGCAGGCCUGUCAAGUAUGUGCCUCUAUACUCCUAAAGAAUACAUCCUGGUAAACCGUACCAUGCAUGCCACUGUAGUACUGUCUAAACUGGUGAUUGGUCCGUUCCAUCUCCAGAUGAUUCUGUGUGAGAGAGCAACGAGGACGUUUCUGGCUGAAACCGGAAAGAAGAUCCUGUCUUCCAUAAUUGUAAAAGCACGUAAGGUAAGAUAAGAUAAUAAUUAUAUUUAUUAAGUAAUGUAAGAGUUGUUUUAGAGAAACUAUUAAUGGGGAAACUAUACACUUCUACCAUUAGUUGUUACUGACUGGCUAUGUGAUAGGAUAGUCCCACUGGUUUGAUCAGCUGAGUGGGUGCUUUUUGUGAUUGGCUAAGGUUUGUUAUUGGCUAAUAAUGCUAAUUGUUGGGAAAGGGCAAGCAAGACAGGCAUUUCACUGUACUUGAAAAAAGUAUACAAAAUGUAUGCACGCACUAACUGUAAGUCGCUCUGGAUAACAGCGUCUGCUAAAUGACUAAAAUGUAAAUGUACUUGGACACGUGACAAUAAAAACUUGAUACUUAACAGAAGUUUGAUUUGGUUGUCAGAGCCCAAACAGGUUUGAGGUUUGAUCAGCUGAUUGGGUGCUCCUGUCUGACAGAUGUUUUUGAUUGGUCGAUAGUGUUUGCCUACUCUAACGGAGGUAUGUGAUUGGCCAAUAUUCUUAACGGAGUUGUGUGAUUGGUCGACAGAGCCCAAAGAGGUUUGAGGAAGUGUUUGAGGAGAUGAUCGUUUUCCUGGAGCACCCGGAACACUGGGAGAACACAGAGGUGGAGCUGGCCACGAGAGGGGUGAGACACACACACACUGUCCCACUGCUGGCCACGAGAGGGGUGAGACACACACACACUGGGAGAACACAGAGGUGGAGCUGGCCACGAGAGGGGUGAGACACACACACACUGUCCCACUGCUGGCCACGAGAGGGGUGAGACACACACACACUGUCCCACUGCUGGCCACGAGAGGGGUGAGACACACACACACACACACACUGGGAGAACACAGAGGUGGAGCUGGCCACGAGAGGGGUGAGACACACACACACUGUCCCACUGCUGGCCACGAGAGGGGUGAGACACACACACACACACUGGGAGAACACAGAGGUGGAGCUGGCCACGAGAGGGGUGAGACACACACACACACUGUCUCUCUGUCUCUCUCUAUCUCUCUCUCUCUCUCUCUCUCUCUGUCUGUCUGUCUCUCUCUCUGUCUGUCUCUCUCUCUCUCGCGCUGACACACACACACACUCUGUCUCUCUGUCUCUCUCUGUCUCUCUGUUGCUCUCUCUGUCUCUCUCUGUCUCUCUCUCUCUCUGUUGCUCUCUCUGUCUCUCUCUGUCUCUCUCUCUCUGUUGCUCUCUCUGUCACUCUCUCUCUCUGUCGCUCUCUCUCUCUGUCUCUCUCUCUCUCUGUCUCUCUCGCGCUGACACACACACACAGAGAGAGAUCUGAAAGUGUUUUAUAUGUUCCCCUGUUAUAGGUAAAACACCUAAACAUCCUGUUGGACUUCAUCCUGAUCUCAAACACACACUGAUCUGACUGUGUAUAAUGUUAUUCCUCCUCACCAGGUGAAAUACCUGAACUUCUAUGACGUCGUGUUGGACUUCAUCCUGAUGGACUCAUUUGAGGACCUGGAGAAUCCUCCCAUCUCCAUCCAGAACAUUGUCAACAACCGCUGGCUCAACUCGUCCUUCAAAGAGACGGUGAGUCGGAGACGCUACGUCUCCCUACGUAGACAGCUACAGCCCAGAGACCCACGUUGUGUCCGGUUCGAAGGACCAUGAAAAAAAGUCUGUCUAGAAUAGGCAGUGAUGGGUGAGAAUGUUUUAGCAGCAUUGCAGUGUGUUGUGUUUUGUGUUGACAGGCGGUGGCGUCUAGCUGUUGGUCUGUGCUGAAGCAGAAGAGACAACACAUGAGGGUACAGCAAUGUUUUUUUUGCUGGAAUUUUUGAAAAUGGUACUUUUGUGGUUAGCCUGUAUUCAAACCCUCGUCCUCGUCCUCCAGGUGCGUGAUGGGUUCAUAGCCCACUUCUACUCUGUGUGUGAGCAGAUCAGUCCUGUCCUGGCCUGGGGCUUCCUAGGGCCCAAUACCUCCCUGCACAACUUCUGCUGCUUCUUCAAGGUAGAAUAAUAUUACCUUUUAUUUGAUCAGGUUGUCCAGCUGAAGUCAGGGGAGCCUCAGCCAUCGUAACACUACUCCAUAUCAAUCAAUCUGUUUUUUUAAGGAUGUUCCAUGUCUCCAUAACACCUACUCAAUUAACCGGUUUCCUAGACUGGACUGAAAAGCAGGACUAGGCUUGAUCGGUGUCUUAGAAACCGGCCCAAAGAGUCUAUAUCUAAUUCUCUUCCUCCGCUCUCCCCACCAGGAUCAUGUGCUGUUCUUCCUGAAGGAUAUCUUUGACCUGGAGAAGGUGCGUUACUGCAGUGUGGAGACGCUAGCUGAGGACCUGCUCUUCCACCUCCAUUGCCGGUCUGAGCUGCUGUUGGCCUCCCUGGGGGCCGACUCCCGCUCCCUGGGGGCCGACUCCCGCUCCCUGGGGCACAUCAACACCUCCACCUCCCUCACCGACUGCCAGCCCCCAACUCUACCCCUCCGCCCGGGUGGAGGCAGUGAGAAGCCCCAAUGCCCAGAUCUACCC
Coregonus sp. 'balchen' is the source of this 27680-nucleotide messenger RNA. NCBI's taxonomy places the organism in Eukaryota, Metazoa, Chordata, Actinopteri, Salmoniformes, Salmonidae. The record is from the annotation of a GenBank genome assembly.